AUGGCCGAACCAGCCCCACACCACCAUCUAACCCGCCCAGGCUCACUCACAUCCUCUCCCACUCGCAUAUCUCCCCGCCGACGCAGGACCAAGCAAGCCCCUCAAGCCAGGCAGUCUCCCCCCACGCGUCCCGUUCGCAACCUGCCUCCUACCCAGCGCGUCGCAGUGGUCGUCCCGCGUCCCUCAAGAAGCAGCACACAGGCCAAGAAGAAAACCCACGCCCUGCCUUCCUCCUCCUCAGCCCCGAGCCUCAAAAUGCUGUCCCGCAAACGCGCCUGUCCCGAGCCAUUGGAUCGAUUCGAUUCGGAUCAGCAGCCCGAGGUGGUCCCCCGUCUGCGGAAGAAGACGCGCCAAUCUGGGCCACUGACCCCUGCUCCAACUAGUCCAAUCAACCCCCCGGAUCUAGAGCCCGAGAGCUCGGAGGACGAGAUCUUGCUCAAACGAUCCAACCAGACCAAGCCAAACUCAACCACCAAGCCUCUUCAGCUGCCCAGUCCUACCUCAUCCCACACCGAGUUCCCCACCCGCACCCGAGCGAAAGCCAGAAGCCUUACCAGGAAAGCUGGUCAGACAGAGGCACAACUCUCAUCGACACCCGCCAAACCCAGGUCGAAGAAGAUUGUUUCUCAAACGGCACCUGUCCAUCGCGUCAUGACUUCGGCCAACGAUCAGACCCCCCGAAGAACACGUGGUCGACCGCGCCAACGGCCUCUCUCGCCUAGCCCUUCCCCGAAUCAAUCGCCAGCCCAUCUACUUGCCAAGAACCAGCUCUGCGGCCCCGAAAGUGGCGGCGAAGAUUCGGACGCGCAGGAUGGCCCUGGCUCGCCCACUCCCGUGAAAGCGAAGCUCUUCAACAAGCCCGUCGAAGCCCAUCCGUCGAACACACCGCGUCGAAGCCCGCGUCGUCCGGGCCCUUCGGCAAUCCAUCGCACAACCACACCCGAUGCUGAGAGUGUCGACGAUCUGUUGAGGCAGAUAGAAAGCAUCAUCCCGCAGGACUCGCACGUCUUAUUGGACCACUCAUCUCUUCUCGAUCGAAGACCGCAGUCAGCCGCGGCUGAAACAAAGGAAGACGACAUCGUAUCUGGCGUCGAUGAGCGAUGCUUCGAAGUCUUGAAAGACGCACAAGUUGCGGGAAAGGACGAUCAGUCCGACGACGACGAAGCAGAUGCCCAGUCUAGCGAAACUGAGGCUGACCAAGUUGCUGCAGAACUCAGCCGACAGCUGUUGUCUUCCUCCAACCGGUCCCCCCGGAGACUGUCGUCGGUCUCUCCGAUCGAAAUCUCGGCUGCAUCAAGCACCCGGCUGCGCCGCUUGGCCCGCCGUCCGGACAAUCCUGCGACGCCCGCGAGCCCGAAAAAGACGAUCGCCAAGGACCCUGAGAGCAGCAAGACGGCCACCUCGCCAGCAAAGAAGGUCGUCGAUACAGACGGAUUCGCGGCGGCCGUCGUCAUGCCCUAUCUCCACGACCUCCUCCAGCAUCUGUCGGGAGUCCGGCCCCUCUCGAUCCGCAUACCCCAUGCCCUCGUCUCCAACCCCUCCGACCGGGCCACACAAGAUCCUGCCCGCACCCUCGCCAUCCUCGACCAGACACCCUGUCUUGUUGGUCUCGAAGACUUGGAAAUCGAGCUCCGCUCGCUCCUCUUUCGAUCCAUCUCCCAAAGCGAAGGCAACGUUUUGCUGUUGUGCGGAGCUAGGGGAAGCGGGAAAACUGCCGUCGUUUCACGCUCGCUGGCGUUGUUGUCUGACCCGCUCAUCUGUGGCGCCGAAGGUUUCAUCACGAUCAAGCUGAACGGGCUAGUCCAUAACAGCGACAAGGUGGCCUUGAAAGAGAUGUGUCGCCAGCUGUUUUCGUCUCUGGCGCUAUCGAAAGACUCGGACCAGCGACGGAAAAUGGACCAGGUGAACCGGGACCUGGACUUCCGACCCGACGAGAGUGCCGAUGAGGAUGAUGAGGAUGAUGAGGAUGAUUACAGCGGGGUUCGUAUCCGGCAGGCCGACCAACCCAGGUUUACCAACUACGGCGAAACCUUGAAGAACUUGCUGGACGUGCUCGAGCCUUCAUCCUCUCUCUCCGUCGACCAUGAUCCAAAUCUUGCCGGCCAAUCCCCUCAGAAGAAAAAGACGAAAAAUAGCAAGGCGCUGGUCAUCAUCUUGGAAGAGUUCGACCUCUUCUCCGAUCUGGAUCGCCAGUCUUUCCUUUACUGUUUACUGGACUCCGUCCAAGGCAACAAACGCCAGAAUGGGAUCUGUGUCAUCGGCACUACCUCGGUCGUUGAUUGUUUGGAUAAGCUCGAGAAACGUGUCAAGUCGCGAUGCCAAUCAAGGAUCCGUUACUUACAUUCUCCCAGGACCGAGCCGGAGCGGAUCGAUCUCCUGAGAUCCUUGCUCGAGCUUCCUGACCACCACGAUCCGCAUCCCUCCUCCCCGGCCAAGGAUCUGGCCCAGAAACAAGCGACUUUGGUGCAGAAGUGGAACGAGGCUCUCGGCUCGUUUCUGGACCAUGCUCAUACGCGCGACUGGCUCAAAUCCAAAUUCAUGUUGAUCAAUGAUCCGUUGGUUUCAAUCUUGCAAGACCUGAACGGGAUGGUUUCGAUGCUAGGGUACCAAGUGAGACGGACGGGGCAGCUGAAGUUCCCGGCCUUGAACCCGAGCGAGCUGUUCCCGACGGCGCCGGUAGGGAGCAAGCCGGGGGGCGGGAAGACGAUGCGCAGCACGACGGCCGCCUCGACGACGCUGCCCUGGUGGGCGGACGCGCUGAGCAUCGCCGAGUUCUCCGUCCUCAUCGCCUGCAAACACCUCGCCUCCACCCACCACAACGGCAUCUUCAACCUCGAGAUGGCCUGGGAUCUCUAUCGCCAGCACCUCAAACGCCUCGCGUUCGCGCUCGACUCCGACCCCCUCGGGUCUGAUGGCCGGGCCACCGACCAGCUCAGACCCGCCGUCGUGCGCUCGCAAGUCUAUGGCCGAGACGCGUUCGAACUAGCGUGGGAGAGGUUGCAGCGACUGGAGCUAAUCUUGCCGAUUGACAUCCUCAACUCGGGGGCCGCCGGGCUCGGGAAGAAGAAGAAGGCCGCAGUGAUCUUGGGCAAGCGGUACGAGCUCGUCAAGCUCGUCCCGUUCCUCUCCCAGAUCGACCUGGUCCUCCUCGUCUCCUCGUCCUCCCACCAUCUCCCCCGUGUCGGGCUUGCCCAUCAUCUCAUCAAGUGGGCUAAGAACUCCUCCGACUGA
Messenger RNA from Puccinia triticina, 3231 nucleotides. RefSeq lists its product as uncharacterized. Gene Ontology annotation, cellular component: nuclear origin of replication recognition complex; nucleus. The transcript has 5 exons. Gene Ontology annotation, biological process: DNA replication initiation; DNA replication. Gene Ontology annotation, molecular function: DNA replication origin binding; ATP hydrolysis activity. Lineage: Eukaryota; Fungi; Basidiomycota; Pucciniomycetes; Pucciniales; Pucciniaceae. Bases 1 to 3231 code for a protein of 1076 amino acids. The record is from RefSeq and is a predicted model, not a curated record.